UGAGCGUAAAGAGUUUAGACUAACGGAAAAUGUAGUGACUUAUCGUGUAUUGUAUGAUACAGAUGUUCUUGUAUAACAGUAACAAAUGUUCCGUUUUGGACAUGAUCCCCUAAUACCCAUUGCAUAAACGAUUGUCUAGUGAGUAGUGUGGUGUAACCAGCGUUCGAACCUGUGACCCUCCGAACUCUACAGUCGGUAGACAGCUGCAGGCGCUCUACCAUUUGAACUACAACGAUUGACCCAUCAAGUUCUGCUACAUUCCUCCCUCCUUUUUCUAAAUAUCCAUACGCCAUGUUGAGCCGGUGCAAAAUGCCGUGGGUAUUGUAUCGACUUGCGACCAGCCCCACACUGCAAACUCAAAGACAUGGCAGGAUAAUGGAACUGAGACAGUUCUGUUGGACAAGACAAUGUUUGCUGGCAAGGCAGCGUUCUACCGAGUCAAAACCCAAUACUCAAAGUCAUCGAAACCCUUCAAACAACCUGCAUCCAAGACGUGAGAAAAAAGUUUACCAGAAUAUUCAUCCAAGUGCAUAUAAAGUGGAGUCUUCCAACUCGUCUCGGCGUACAGAGACACCAUUUCCCAAUCAACCGACGCCAGAUAUUGAAGAGGCCGCAUUUGACGAUGCAUACUUUAAAAACCUGCGCAUAGCAGAUAAGGUUCCAGCAAGCCACUCGCUUAUCUAUAUGGAUUCUCAUCAGCGUUUUACUUUGACCAUCUUUACAGGAGCGAAAACUGUCUUCAGUGUUUUACAAAUGAUGGUAGUACGUUCUUUGUAUGAACAAUGGCAAGGAAUGACCAGCUUAGGUCUCGAAACUUCCUCCAUAGCAUCGGAUCCCAGAACUGUACUCACAGCUCUUGCAUCCGUAUUUAUUACAGUUGCCAUAGUCCUACUACAGGUAGACAGCAGAAAACGUAUCUUUCGAAUUUAUAAGGAAAAGACACAAGAAGACAAAUAUAUUGCUAUUAAAUCGAACUGGGUUUUCUGGACGAAACAUCAUCCUUUUACUGGUGAGGAAGUGAAAUAUAUUUCUGACUGGGAUAAGUCUGUGUACGGUAUAGUUGCCGGUAACUUUGCCAUUAAAGGCAAAAGAUACAGAAUGGUUCCAACCUAUUUCAAAGAGUUAAGCUUGUACAAUGACUUGUGUGGAUUUGGAAAAGAUAGUUUUUUUAAAUAAAUGAAAAAAGAUG
Molecule: messenger RNA, 1189 nt
Organism: Mizuhopecten yessoensis (Yesso scallop)
Lineage: Eukaryota; Metazoa; Mollusca; Bivalvia; Pectinida; Pectinidae
Exons: 3
Coding region: 292-1176 (294 amino acids)
Source: RefSeq, a predicted model, not a curated record